AUGGCUGGUAUAAACGCAGGCGACGAAAAACUUGUGUUUGAGUCCUCAGAGGCUGUUUCUGUCGUCUCAACAUUCGACGACCUUGGUUUGAAGGAGGACCUGUUACGCGGCAUCUAUGCGUACAACUUCGAAAAACCUUCCGCUAUUCAGCAGCGGGCUAUCUUACCGAUAACCCAAGGACGGGAUGUCAUUGCUCAGGCCCAGUCUGGUACCGGUAAAACUGCAACCUUCUCCAUUUCCAUCCUCCAAUCAAUCGACGUCACUGUCAGAGAAACCCAGGCCCUUGUGUUGUCGCCUACUCGCGAAUUGGCAACUCAAAUUCAAUCAGUUGUUCUCGCUCUGGGCGACUACAUGAACGUCCAGUGUCACGCAUGCAUUGGAGGAACUUCUAUUGGAGAGGAUAUUAGGAAGUUGGAAUAUGGCCAACAUGUCGUGUCAGGGACACCAGGGCGAGUUUUUGACAUGAUUCGUAGAAGAAGUUUGCGAACCCGAAACAUCAAAAUGCUGGUGCUUGACGAAGCCGAUGAACUCCUCAAUAAAGGUUUCAAAGACCAAAUUUACGACGUUUACCGAUACCUUCCUCCAGCUACCCAAGUAGUACUCCUGAGCGCAACUCUCCCCUAUGAUGUUUUGGAGAUGACAACGAAAUUUAUGACCGAUCCAAUUCGAAUCCUCGUCAAGCGUGACGAAUUGACCCUUGAAGGAAUAAAACAGUUUUUCGUUGCAGUCGAAAAAGAGGACUGGAAAUUCGACACACUCUGUGAUCUGUACGAUACUCUCACCAUAACUCAAGCUGUCAUCUUUUGCAAUACGCGCCGAAAGGUUGAUUGGUUGACGGAGAAAAUGCGGGCCUCCAAUUUUACCGUCUCUUCUAUGCAUGGUGAGAUGGUACAAAAAGAAAGGGACGCCAUUAUGGCAGAAUUCCGUGGCGGAACUUCUCGGGUCUUAAUUACAACAGACGUUUGGGCUCGGGGCAUUGAUGUACAACAAGUCUCUCUGGUAAUCAACUACGACCUUCCCGCCAACCGAGAGAACUACAUACAUCGCAUUGGUCGAUCUGGCCGCUUUGGAAGAAAGGGUGUGGCCAUCAACUUCGUCACUGUCGAUGAUGUCCGCAUUCUGCGUGAUAUCGAACAAUUCUACAGCACACAAAUUGACGAAAUGCCCGUAAAUGCAGCGGAGCUUAUCUGA
Molecule: messenger RNA, 1191 nt
Organism: Psilocybe cubensis
Lineage: Eukaryota; Fungi; Basidiomycota; Agaricomycetes; Agaricales; Agrocybaceae
Exons: 9
Coding region: 1-1191 (396 amino acids)
Cellular component (GO): catalytic step 2 spliceosome; nucleolus
Molecular function (GO): mRNA binding; ATP binding; RNA helicase activity
Source: RefSeq, a predicted model, not a curated record